AAAAAACGAUUAAAAGCUUAAGUGAUAUUAAUUAACUAAUCUAUAUAAAAAAAAUUGACCGGAUCGAUGGAUAGGUAGUCUAAAGACCCUCCAAACGAGUGUAAAAAUUGAAUAUCUGACAACCCUGUUUCAAGCUUUGACCACUGUACUGUUUUAGGCCGGACCUUAUCUUUCUAAUGGCCAAGCGUGAUAAAACUAAGGUGUUUUCAUAAAAGGUUUUCAUCAAGUUAAUUAUUCAGACUAAAACGAUUUCUUUUAUGUGAUUCAUUUUUGGUUAGGAGUGAGGAAGGCAUCAACCACAAAGUUGGAUCAAGGUAGUUUUUCAAUAAAUAAUGUGUUUCAUGAUUCAACAGUUCUUUGACACUGAUGGCAGUUAUUUGUUGUUUUUCGUGAGUCCGGAAAACUAUAAAAGGUUAGAUGAAGUCCAGUAAUCUAAGUAUGAGUUCCCUAACGGUUAUUCUGUAUCUGGCAGCGGUGCUCGACUCAAGUGUUCCGCUGCGUCUGAACGAUCUAGCAUUUCCACAGGAUGACCUCCAGGAAGCCGUUAAGUCGAUUUUGAGCGAAUACUUUGUAUCAAAUCAUUCCGCCGUGAUCGUUCUUCGAUCCGCUCGGACCGGAUUCGACCUGGAACAACUUCAUUCGGAUAUCCUCGACCGGGUGAUGGCCCAAACGUCAACCUCGAUUGCCUUCAUGUUCCCCACAACAACAUCGGGCCUGUCUCAACGACCUUGCUUCUACAAUCUUCUGCUCAUCGACGGAUACUUGGCGUUCCAAACGGUGAUUAAACAGAUCGAUCCGGAUCGGAAUGAGUUCGGCGGACGGUUCCUGUUCGUGAUGACUAGCGCGGAUCGCGUCGAGAAGGUGACUCUGCAUUCCAUGUUCUCAACGCUUUGGUCCAACAACAUUGUCAACGUGCUCGUGAUAACGAAGCAGUACGGCGAGAUUCUGAUGUACUCGUACUUUCCAUAUAGCGCUGAUCACUGCGAGUACACUGAACCUGUGCUGGUGGAUCGUUGGGAUAGUGGUUGGGACAAUAUAAACCUGUUUCCAAACAAGUUGGAAAAUCUGUACGGAUGUCCUAUGAGGAUAGCUAGCUUCGACUACCCACCAUUUACCAUGAUAGCGAGGAAUUCAUGCUCUGGGGAACUUCGUUUGAUUGGAUAUGAGGGUUUUUUGAUCGAUACGAUUGCGCGCAAGUUCAACUUCUCCGUGGAAUUGGUGGUUCCGGAAGGUAACCCGCAAUGGGGAGUCAUAGAGAACAACACAGCUUUGUCCGGUGCGUUCAAAAUGAUCGUAAAUUUGGAGGUCAACCUGUCCGUCGGUGGAUAUUCAGUGAGAGAAGAACGCGUUGCUCUGAUGGAGCCGUCUGUUACUUACCACGUUGUGAGUCUUAUGCUUGCCGUCCCUCCCGGACGUCCAUACACGGCCUUCGAGAAACUGUUCCGGCCCUUCACCUUGAUUACUUGGCUUAUGAUUGCUCUGUACCUUCUACUUGGCUGUCUUUGCAUCGUCGUGCUACGAUUCUAUCCAAACAGUAUACGGAACUUUACCUACGGUAGAAGAACCGGGAGCCCGUUGAUAAACAUGCUCAAUUCGUUCUUUGGCGGAGCCCUGGUUCGUACGCCAGCUAGGAACUUCGCCAGAACCCUAUUGUUUAUGUGGAUGUACUACUCGUUCGUAAUGCGUUCGCUCUACACCGGAUCUCUCUACGAGUUCCUCCAGCAGAAUAAAACCUUCAGCCACAUCAGCUCAAUCGAACAUCUGGAGUCCGAGGGAAUCCCGUAUCUCAUCUCGGACACGUUCAAGGCGUUUCUCACCGCGUACCCUCAAGUUCUGAGGCGAACUCAACCCCUCGAAGACAAUCCACCUGCUGAAAUCUUUCACAAUCUCAAACGUGGUCGGCUGAACGCCGCAGUGCUCGCAACGCAUGACUAUAUCGCGUGGUACAACGAGAGGUACUUCCGGGAAGGAGUUGUCCACCUGGCGGAUGAUGUUCUUCUUCAGCAACCGAUCUGCCUGUACUUCCCCAAGCGGAACUGCCUGACGCAUCCGGUGAAUCUUCAAAUCGAAAACAUCAAGGUGUCCGGACUGCUCGGCUAUUGGAUGCACCAGUACGUUGGCUAUCGGUUCUACAAGAGGACCAAGCGGACCCAGAAAGCCCGUAACCACCAGCACUCGCCGAAAGUACUGACAAACGAACAUCUCGCGGGCUGUUAUCAAGCCUUGGUUUGGUUACUCGCGCUAUCCGCAGGGAUAUUCGCACUGGAACUUGCUUCCACAAGAUUUCACUGGCUCAGAAUGGUCUUUGAACGCAUUGAGUAACUGUGUGUGAUGCAUGGUAGACAUCUAUUAAGAGAGACGUGACCCGCACAAUGCAGUCGCGUGCCAUCACUAAUGCUUUUGAUGUUCCAAACAGAUAAGGAAGGUUUAAAUUGACUUCAAAUCAUUGCAUUAGCUACUGGCACCCGUGAAUGUCGACAUUGUAAAAGAAGCGUGCUUUGUAACAACAGCUUGCACUGGUUGUUUUUCAUAAUUGGGAAAUUGAUGGGCAUAAACUUUGCUUACA
Messenger RNA from Culex pipiens pallens (northern house mosquito), 2566 nucleotides. RefSeq lists its product as uncharacterized. NCBI's taxonomy places the organism in Eukaryota, Metazoa, Arthropoda, Insecta, Diptera, Culicidae. Gene Ontology annotation, molecular function: glutamate-gated receptor activity. Gene Ontology annotation, cellular component: membrane. The transcript has a single exon. Bases 418 to 2322 code for a protein of 634 amino acids. The record is from RefSeq and is a predicted model, not a curated record.